GCAAUUAUGUUAAUCAGAUGUGAUGUGGAUGAUUCAUGAGUUCAUAUAAAAAAAUAUGUUAUUAUAUUUGUAAAUAAAUAUACUAGGAAAACGCGACUUUGGCGAUAUCUGAUUAACUAUGGGUAUAAUUUUUGGAAAAAAGAAAAAACCUGCGGGGAUAACUGAACAAGAUCGAGCAAUUUUACAAUUAAAAGAUCAACGUGAUAAAAUAAAACAGUAUCAGAGGCGAAUUGAGGCAACUUUAAAUAACCACAGGGAAUUAGCUAAACAACUUCUUCAAGAAAAUAGAAAAGAGCGUGCCAAAUUAUUGCUUCGAAAGAAAAGAUAUCAAGAACAAUUGUUAGUAAAGACUGAUCAGCAACUUGAAACACUUGAAAGGUUGACACAUGAUUUGGAAUUUGCUCAAGUAGAAAUUCGAGUUGUUGAAGGCCUUAAAUUAGGAAAUGAGGCCUUGAAAAAAGUCAACGAUAUUCUUAAGAUUGAAGAUAUUGAGAGGAUCCUUGAUGAAACCAGAGAAGGAGCAGAAAAACAACAAGAAAUAAAUGCUCUUCUCAGUGGCAAUCUAACAGAAGAAGACGAAGAAGCUGUAGAAGAUGAAUUAAAUAAGAUUCUUGAGGAGCAACUUCCAAAUAUUCCUGCAGAAGAAAUUCCAGCUGCUGGUACAAAUGAUAAACUGCCAGAUGUACCAACACAUGCCAUUAAAGAAAUUACCAAAGAGAAACAACCCAGGGAAGCGGUAGCUUUGGAAGCCUAAGUUAUGUAAACAUAAUGUAUAAUAAAUUUGUUUUUUGUUAUUGUUUUUAAGUAAAACUUGUAAGUAAUAAGCUGAUUACAUUUUCUAUUUUUUAACGAAAAUAGACGACCCUUUAACAAUC
Messenger RNA from Agrilus planipennis (emerald ash borer), 875 nucleotides. It is a transcript of the gene Vps20, whose product is annotated as charged multivesicular body protein 6-A. Bases 119 to 754 code for a protein of 211 amino acids. The transcript has 5 exons. Gene Ontology annotation, biological process: late endosome to vacuole transport via multivesicular body sorting pathway; vesicle budding from membrane. Gene Ontology annotation, cellular component: multivesicular body; ESCRT III complex. NCBI's taxonomy places the organism in Eukaryota, Metazoa, Arthropoda, Insecta, Coleoptera, Buprestidae. The record is from RefSeq and is a predicted model, not a curated record.